ACGUCACAGAUUGCGCGGCGCAGGGAAGUUCGUCACCGCCGCUGGGCUGUUGGUCCCGCUGAAGCUAUCGAGGUUCUGAUCGUUUCCAUUUUUGUUUGGGUUCAAAUUCGGACUCUUGGCGACGCUUUCUGAAAGAUAAAUCAACAAAUAAACACUGCGCGCUGUUUAUUCGUCUGUUACGAGCACCGGAAACAGCAGAGUAAAGCGAAAGUUAAGGGACGAAAAUGAGUGUGGAGGCUUACGGGCCGAGUUCCCAGACCCUCACCUUCCUGGACACCGAAGAAGCGGAGCUGCUCGGAGCGGACACCCAGGGCUCCGAGUACGACUUCACCGACUUCACUCUUCCGAGCCAGACGCAAACACAAGGCCAGACCCAGAGCCAGUUGGACGGACAGAUCAAUGGUCCUGAUGAGGGUCUUCACAAUGGAGGAAUGGAUGACUCUGUGGUCAAAACCAGCCAGUUGUUGGGCGAGCUCAACUUUGAGGAGGAUGAAGAAGACACCUACUACACCAAAGAUCUUCCAAUACACGCAUGCAGCUACUGCGGCAUCCAUGAUCCAGCGUGUGUGGUGUACUGCAACACCAGUAAGAAGUGGUUCUGUAAUGGCCGUGGUAACACGUCUGGCAGCCACAUUGUGAACCACAUGGUGAGGGCCAAAUGUAAAGAGGUGACUCUUCAUAAAGACGGGCCUCUGGGCGAAACGGUGCUGGAGUGCUACAACUGCGGCUGUCGCAACGUCUUCCUGCUGGGCUUCAUCCCAGCUAAAGCCGACUCUGUGGUGGUGCUGCUCUGCAGGCAGCCGUGUGCGAGCCAGAGCAGCUUGAAAGACAUCAACUGGGACAGCUCCCAGUGGCAGCCGCUGAUCCAGGACCGCUGCUUCCUGUCCUGGUUGGUGAAGAUCCCGUCGGAGCAAGAGCAGCUCCGCGCCCGUCAGAUCACUGCCCAGCAGAUCAACAAGCUGGAGGAGCUCUGGAAGGACAAUCCUGGCGCUACGUUGGAAGACCUGGAGAAACCCGGAGUGGAUGAAGAACCCCAGCAUGUGCUGCUGCGCUACGAAGACGCCUACCAGUACCAGAACAUCUUCGGCCCUUUGGUCAAACUGGAGGCCGACUAUGACAAAAAGCUAAAAGAGUCACAGACUCAAGACAAUAUAACCGUCAGGUGGGACCUGGGGUUAAACAAAAAGCGGAUUGCAUAUUUCACACUUCCCAAGACGGAUUCAGGUGAUAUGCGGCUGAUGCAGGGCGAUGAGAUCUGCCUGCGCUACAAAGGAGAUCUGGCUCCUCUGUGGAAAGGCAUCGGCCAUGUCAUCAAAGUCCCCGACAACUAUGGGGAUGAAAUUGCCAUUGAGCUGCGCAGCAGCGUCGGAGCGCCUGUGGAAAUCCCUCAUAACUUCCAAGUGGAUUUUGUUUGGAAAUCAACUUCCUUUGACAGGAUGCAGAGCGCCCUGAAGACGUUUGCUGUCGAUGAAACCUCCGUGUCCGGUUACAUUUACCACAAACUUCUGGGUCACGAGGUCGAAGACGUCACCAUCAAGUGCCAGCUGCCGAAGCGCUUCACCGCUCCGGGCCUGCCGGACCUGAACCACUCACAGGUUUACGCUGUGAAGACGGUGCUGCAGCGGCCGCUCAGUCUCAUCCAGGGGCCGCCCGGCACCGGGAAAACCGUCACCUCCGCCACGAUCGUGUACCACCUGUCCCGACAGGGAAAUGGACCUGUCCUGGUGUGCGCUCCCAGUAACAUCGCCGUGGAUCAGCUGACGGAGAAGAUUGACAAGACUGGCCUGAAGGUCGUCAGGUUGUGCGCCAAGAGCCGGGAGGCCAUCGAGUCUCCGGUCUCUUUCCUGGCGCUCCACAACCAGAUCAGCAACAUGGACAGCAUGCCGGAGCUCCAGAAGCUGCAGCAGCUGAAGGAUGAGACCGGAGAGCUGUCGUCUGCUGAUGAGAAGCGUUACCGGGCUCUGAAGCGCACCGCCGAGAGGGAGCUGCUCAUGAACGCUGACGUGAUUUGCUGCACCUGCGUUGGAGCUGGAGAUCCCCGUCUGGCCAAGAUGCAGUUCCGGUCCAUUCUGAUCGACGAGAGCACCCAGGCCACCGAGCCGGAGUGCAUGGUCCCGGUGGUGCUGGGAGCAAAGCAGCUGAUUCUGGUGGGCGACCACUGCCAGCUGGGUCCGGUGGUGAUGUGUAAGAAAGCGGCAAAGGCGGGUUUGUCUCAGUCUCUGUUCGAGCGACUGGUGGUGCUGGGAAUCCGGCCGAUCCGCCUGCAGGUCCAGUACCGCAUGCACCCGGCUCUCAGUGCCUUCCCGUCCAACAUCUUCUACGAGGGCUCCCUGCAGAAUGGCGUUACAGCAGCUGAUCGCAUCAAGAAAGGUUUCGACUUCCAGUGGCCUCAGCCGGACAAACCCAUGUUCUUCUACGUGACUCAGGGUCAGGAGGAAAUCGCCAGUUCUGGAACGUCAUACCUGAACAGGACCGAGGCAGCAAACGUGGAGAAAAUCACCACCAGGUUGUUGAAGGCAGGAGCGAAACCGGACCAGAUCGGCAUCAUCACGCCGUACGAGGGUCAGCGCUCCUACCUGGUCCAGUACAUGCAGUUCAGCGGCUCCCUGCACACCAAGCUGUAUCAGCAAGUGGAAAUCGCCAGUGUGGACGCCUUCCAGGGCAGAGAAAAGGAUUUCAUCAUCCUGUCCUGUGUUCGAGCCAACGAGCAUCAGGGCAUCGGGUUCCUGAAUGACCCGCGGCGUCUGAAUGUGGCGCUGACCAGAGCAAAGUACGGAGUGAUCAUCGUGGGGAACCCCAAAGCGCUGUCCAAGCAGCCGCUGUGGAACAACCUGCUGAACUACUACAAGGAGCAGAAGGUUCUGGUGGAGGGCCCGCUCAACAACCUCAGAGAGAGCCUCAUGCAGUUCAGCAAGCCUCGCAAACUGGUCAACACCAUCAACCCGGGAGGACGUUUCAUGAGCACCGCCAUGUAUGACGCCCGCGAGGCGCUCAUCCCAGGUUCCGCCUACGACCGCAGCAGCGCUGCUGGACGUCCGUCCAACAUGUAUUUCCAAACUCACGAUCAGAUCGGGAUGAUCGGAACCGGGCCGGGUCAGAUGGCGGCCAUGAACAUCCCGAUACCCUUCAACCUGGUGAUGCCCCCGAUGCCUCCGCCCAGCUAUCUGGGUCAGACCAACGGCCCGGCUGCAGGCCGCGGUGCCAUGAAGGGUAAACCUGGACGUGGAGGAAGGCAGCGGGUCCGCGGCUCGGCUCACCACGGCAACGGGCCCAACAGCCAGGCCAGCCAGGACGGGGCUUCCCAGUCCUUCUCCCAGGGGCCACUGACUCAGGGUUACAUCUCCAUGAGCCAGCCCUCUCAGAUGAGCCAACCUGGCCUCUCCCAGCCAGAGUUGUCCCAGGAUAGCUACCUGGGCGACGAGUUCAAGUCCCAGAUCGAUGUAGCUUUGUCCCAGGACUCGACUUACCAGGGUGAACGUGCGUACCAGCAUGGCGGGGUGACUGGACUGUCACAGUAUUAAAGUGUUGCCUGAAGAAGGGAGCUAGGCUUGAGCUGAGCUUAGUUCAUCAGCUUUUUAAUCCGGGAAAUAAUAAAAACAUAAAAUGGAUACCUGUUUUCCUCUGCUACAUCCGAAGCACCACCAAGUGAAAGCGACGGGAUAGCGAAACCAAACCGAUGACCAGCGAGAGAAUGGGAGGGAAGAAGGAGGAGGAGGAGAGAGCGCUAACAGACGGGCAGCGAGACGGAAAGAGGCCGCGUGAGCGAGCGAGCGAGCGAGAGGCGACGUCCGUGCUGAGUGAAGGAGGAAAGUCGAGGAUCUGGCGGCAUCAGGUCGGGCUGCUGAGGGAAACAGAGGAGAGAUCCGCGGUCUCUCCUGAGAAUCCAAGAGGCUCCGCUCCCCCAAACCCCAACCCCGGCCGUCCACACCCGCAGCUUCUGGGAAACGCUCCAGGAUCAAAGCCAAUCAGUGGAAUUUUGAAGAACUCUAAAAAUUUGGACAUAAACUGUGUCAGAAACAAAACGACACUCUCUCCCCCCGACCUCACCUGAAGGCGGGCUGAUCGCCAACCUGCCUCAACGUCCCACAGAAUUAAAAACGAUUCGGCUCGUCGGGGGAGGACACCCCGCCGGGCCCGGACUCCUCGGCAGCCUCCGCAGGAAGCAGCAGUCGACUCUCCCUCUCAGAGGACGCAGGAACACUCCAGUCUGACGUCGAAAUGCCUUCGUUUGCCUCGGGAACCGCCGGCGCCGUCACAAGGUCUCCAGCGAGGCGGCGGCGGACGCGGCGCGCGGACUUCAGGCAGGCAUGAGACGCAAAUCCCGCCGACCGACGUGGUGAUCGCCACGGGACAGUUUUUCUUCUCUGAAUACCUUUCUUACCACAGAGCACAAAAUUGCAUCGAAAAAUAAUAAUAGUUGGUGAAACUAUCAAAACAUGACCAGCAGUAAAUAUUUGGCUCAGUGUCAUUUGAUGUUUCAGCUUAAGGCUUUUUUUUCCUACUGUAAUGUCACGACAGGGGGGGGGGGUUGUUGGCGUUUCGCUUCAUGACCAGAUUUUUUUUAUUUUAUUUUUGACUGUACUCUGUGUGCUUAGAUUGGCGAAUGCUUAAACGCUUUGUGCUGAGGGGUUCCUCGGAGCGGAAAGUGUUUUUUUUCCACACCCAAUGAACGAAUCCCCGCUUGACUUGGGAGUGGAAUAAGUGUGGAGGGAAACGACGAGGCAAUCGAACCACUGAGAGGUAGAAAAGGAAGGUGGCUGAGGGAGAAACCAGUUCGGAAACAAAAUAUUUAUAAAGAAAAGGUGUGGCUGUUUGGCCAAACUACCGUAAUUGGGGAUGAGAUUAAUCCUGUAAUUUAAAAACUUCCUGAUCAGCAGGAACGCCAUUAGCUCUGAUCAGAUGACGGUGGGAUGAAUUAAAAGAGACAAAUACUAAUCAGUGCCUAAAACCAUUCAACCUUCAGAUAAAAAGCUGCAGCACAGCCAUGAAUGUAGUUGGAGUUGAACUACCAGCAUUUGACGACCCCUUAGAGCAAGAUGGCCGCCACAGAAAGGAGUUUUGUUGAAUCAGCGAGGUUGAUGUUGGUCUUGACUAAAAGCCACCUUCCUUCUCUGUGGAGUAAAAACGGGCUGGUCGAGUUUAUUUUACCUUCAGUGGCGUUUUGAUUUGUCCAGAGCUGUUCUGCUUGCUUUAUGUAUUUUAUUCCUUUUUGGAGAUUUAUGACGUUUUAGCUUCCUGGAGAUCUGAGGGCCUUUUUGUUGUUCAAUCAGUUGCUGCUGUGUGCAUCAUGAUCAGCGGGUGGUGUUGUUUUUUUGGCCCAUUUCUACAAAGAUUUCUCUUUUGUAGCAUUUUGCCGACUACAGGAAGGAGGCAGACGCCAUUUUCCUUCCCUCACCUGGACUUUUGUAUCCUCCUUAAACUGUCUGAUGGGAUUGUAGUUUUGUAAGCAACACUUCCUGUAAGAAUGUAGUCCUCACCUGCUUCUCACGUCUGCAGACAUGUGACAAUCCUGUUCCGGGUAGAUGAUGUUUAACUCAGAGUUUUUGUUGACAUCCGGCUCUCAUUUGUGCUAUGAAUUAUUUUAACCCGCUCCACUGAAGGCCUAACAUGUUGAUAGCUUUAAUGGAAAACGCUGCCCUAAUAUAGUUUUGUAGUUUUUCCAUCAUCGGAGCAGCGGUCGGUUGAAACGCGCAGUGAUUUUUAUCUUAGAAGUGGUUCAGUAGAUUUGCUCAAACAUCUGCAUCCGAUCUGAAUAUUUGAGUUCAGAGAUUAAAUUCGUGGAUUUAAUGUGAUGUAAAUAGCGUUUGAAGCAGUGGAUAUUCUUUGCAGUGCUGUUUUAUCACAAGACGGCGUUUCCCUUGGUAACUGAAUCAAUAAAGGUAGUCGAUUUGA
Molecule: messenger RNA, 5892 nt
Organism: Xiphophorus maculatus (southern platyfish)
Lineage: Eukaryota; Metazoa; Chordata; Actinopteri; Cyprinodontiformes; Poeciliidae
Gene: upf1
Product: regulator of nonsense transcripts 1
Exons: 24
Coding region: 225-3521 (1098 amino acids)
Biological process (GO): nuclear-transcribed mRNA catabolic process, nonsense-mediated decay
Cellular component (GO): cytoplasm
Molecular function (GO): RNA helicase activity; DNA binding; RNA binding
Source: RefSeq, a predicted model, not a curated record